This is a messenger RNA of Dioscorea cayenensis subsp. rotundata (Guinea yam), 2754 nucleotides long. Its product is annotated as ubinuclein-1-like. Bases 156 to 2495 code for a protein of 779 amino acids. The record is from RefSeq and is a predicted model, not a curated record. The transcript has 13 exons. Gene Ontology annotation, cellular component: nucleus. NCBI's taxonomy places the organism in Eukaryota, Viridiplantae, Streptophyta, Magnoliopsida, Dioscoreales, Dioscoreaceae.
UUUAGUUCCGGGCAUGUGGCAAUCCCGCCCAAGAUGCUCGUCAGCAGUUAAUCCCCAAAUCUCUUCCCACGCUCAUCAUCCAAACCCUCGAUCUCUUCUCCCAAAUCCCAAACCCUCGUCUCCUUCUCUACAUCUUCUCACGCCCUAGCAUCCUCAUGGAUGAUGAGAAGCCCGCCGUUGCUGGCCCUGCUAGGGUUCCGACCAUGGUCGAAGGCCCUCCGGCUGCGUCUUCAUCGGAACCGCAGAAGUUGGCCCCGGUGAAUGACCAGAGGGUGAGGUUCACGGUGGAGCUGAGGCCUGGAGAGACCACCAUCGUCUCAUGGAAGCGGCUUCUUAAGGAGUCUGGGAGAGGCGGUGGCUCGGCCGCGGUUUCUUCUGGGGUUGAUCCGGCAUUCGGUGGCCAGGUCUUUUCUGGUGCUAAUGUUCAAGAUGCAGAAGGUGAACUAAAAGAUGGCCAACCAUCAAAUCGCUUUAGUGCCGUUAUUGAGAAGAUUGAACGUUUGUACAUGGGCAAGCACAGUAGCGAUGAGGAAGAGCUUGAUGAUGUUCCUGAUGAUGAUGAAUACGAUACUGAGGAUUCAUUCAUAGAUGAUGCUGAGCUGGAUGAGUAUUUUCAAGUUGAAAAAUCAACAACCAAGCACAAUGGAUAUUUUGUUAAUAAGGGGAAGUUGGAAAGAAUUGAACCUAGCUCCUCACCAAAUCCUGAACCGAAGAAAAGGAAAAGAAAAGAUUCAACAAGGAACCAUAGUGAGAAGGAUGGGGAGCACAAUCUCAGAGAGCCUUUAAACAUGGGAAACAUGCGAAUAAAGUCUGCUGCGCGUGAUGUACCAUCAACAGGGAAGAAGUCCAUUCCUAGCACAGUUUUGACUCCCUUUCCUGAACAUAAUCAAGAAACCAAAAAUCUGAAAAGUAAAGUUAAUGUUCCAAGCAUAGCUCAUAAAAAGAGAACAUUGGAUCUUGAUGUCAACUCGGAGAAUCUGCUAUACAUGAAAACACCUUACAAGGUUGCUUCAACACUUCCCCCGGAAUCCAAGGAUUAUGACAAGCAAAAGGCUGGACUCAUACCAUCCAGGGACUCCUACAAAUCAAGAGGUCCAGUUGAAUCUUCUGAUGCCAUGUAUCCAGUACCUUGGGAUAAAGCUGUUCCAUCUCAGGUUGAAUCUCAACCCAAGAAAUUAUCCAAUGGGGAAACUGAUACUGAAGCUUCGAUGAAAAUAAGACGCAAGGAAAGGAGUAGAUAUAGUGACUUUUCGGAUUUCAAUUCUUCUGCAGACAUAUAUCAUGGACAGCAUUCAUCAUCUCAGCGGAUGAAAGAAGAUGCUGUUGCUGUUAGACCCAAAGGCACAACACUCGAAAGAGCAAUUCGAGAUUUGGAAAAGAUAGUUGCAGCAUGUAGACCACCUGACCUUAAUGUUCAGGAAAUUGAUCCUUCAACUCAAGCCAUCAAAAGGAGGCUGCCCCAAGAAGUUAAACAGAAGCUUGCAAAAGUUGCUCGAUUAUCGGUCAACCACUGUAAGAUUUCAAAGAACAAUUUGAUAGAUCGCCUUAUGGGUAUUCUCGGCCACCUUGUGCAGCGACGGACGUUGAAGAGAAACAUGAAGGAAAUGGUUGAAUUAGGUUUAUCAGCCAAACAAGAGAAAGCUUAUAGAUUUCAGCAGAUAAAGAAAGAGGUUAAUGAAAUGAUUAGAUCACAGCCCUCACUUUUGAAGUCCAAGGUGGCUGAGAAACAGGAUGGUUCGGCAGAUGAUUUUCAGGAAGCUCCUGUUACUGAUGAAAAAAGAGCUCUAAAAAAAGCAUUCAUUAUGGAUAAAGCAUUGGAAGACAAGAUUUGUGAUCUCUAUGAUUUGUAUGUUGAGGGUAUGGAUGAAGACAAGGGGCCUCAAAGUAGGAAGCUUUAUGUUGAGCUUGCAGAGUUGUGGCCCAGUGGUCACAUGGACAAUGCUGGAAUUAAAGAAGCUAUAUACAGGUCAAAGCAGCGGAGGAGGGCAACGUAUACUCGACACAAGGUUCGUGAUGAGGAAAGGAUCAAGAGGAAAAGGUUGGCCUUGGCUACAAGGCCAGAUGAAACUCUGAGUGCGCAAGUAAGAACUGGACAAGAGAGACCUGCUGCUGAAUCCUCAAGUCAGCUUAAUAUCUUACCAGACAAGCAAUUAUCCAACCACAUCAAUGCUCCAUUGGGAAGACCUACAGAAUCAACCCAACAUAUGAGUGCUCAAGGGCACCAUUUUGGCUCUGAAAAUUACGAGAAGGCCAGAGGCAGUGGUAGUACAAACAUUAUGCUUACUGAGGAUGGUUACUAUAAUGUCAAGAAAAAGGUGAAGAGAAGGCCAGAAUCAGAUCAAGGGGAGAUCCAAGUUCAUCCAGUUAAGCCCUCCUAUCAAGAUGGUAAAGAAAGACACAAACCGCCAAAGCAAGGCGACGAUCCAAGCUCAAAUAACCUUUACCGGCCCAACCUUGCAUUACCUGCUCCCUCAGUUAGUGAAUUUCAAAACUGAUUGGAGAAGCGGCAAGGAUAUAAUAAAUUUUCUUUUCAUUUCUUUUUUUCUUCUUUUUAUAACUUGUUCAAGUUUAGAAGAAGAACCAAAUGAUGCUGAGCCAUUGAUAUAUGGACUUCAAUUGGUAGUGGAGAUGUUUCACUUUCUAACAGGACAUUACCAAAGAAGCUUGCUUUCUCUGUUCGCCAAUAUCCGGCUUUGGUUUGAUCAUUGAUGUACAGAGACAUUUUAAUUGUUACUUAAAAGUGGCAAUUAAUCA